AGAUAGAGGGAGACACGCGCACACACAGUCGGCGGAAGAUGGGGCCACAACACGGUAGAGGAUGGGUGCCGGAGCCCGGCUGACCUUUCCACGUGUCCCCGGCACCUGCGAGGCUGGUGGGGCAUCAGGUUUCCUUUUUCUCGGGGCGGGCGCGAGCCCGGAAGAGGCUGGGCGGCCGUGGGCUUAGAUCAGGGGGCUCGGAGGCCCUCCCUUGGAACACGUGUGGCUGGCGAGCUGGUGGUGCGGGGGCAGUCCUUGGCUUUCCCGCACCCGCAGUGCCUGCGCGUUCCCAGCCCGCCCGUGGUCACCAGACGGCGGCGGGCGGGUCCCGGAGCUUUCAGCCAGCUUUGCUGGGCGGCCUAGGGAGCGCGCCCAGCCCGGCUGGAGCGAGCCCCAGUGCAAUACUGCCCAAGCCCGGGCGGGGUCUCUGUUCUCUGGCAGAGGAGGUCCCUUGGCAGCGGGAAGCGCCCUCUCUUUCUCUCGCCGCCGCUCCGAGUCUGCGCCCUGGUGCCAGGCGCUCAGCUCGGCGCUCCCCUGUGCUCGCCCGGCGCCCACUCAUUCGCAGCCCGGCCUUCGUCGCCGCCGCCUCCCUGCUGCUCCUCCUCCUUUCCCCAGCCCGCCGCGGCCAUGGCGGACAGCGCCAGCGAGAGCGACACGGACGGGGCGGGGGGCAACAGCAGCAGCUCGGCCGCCAUGCAGUCGUCCUGCUCGUCGACCUCGGGCGGCGGCGGUGGCGGCGGGGGAGGCGGCGGCGGUGGGAAGUCGGGGGGCAUUGUCAUCUCGCCGUUCCGCCUGGAGGAGCUCACCAACCGCCUGGCCUCGCUGCAGCAAGAGAACAAGGUGCUGAAGAUAGAGCUGGAGACCUACAAACUGAAGUGCAAGGCACUGCAGGAGGAGAACCGCGACCUGCGCAAAGCCAGCGUGACCAUCCAAGCCAGGGCUGAGCAGGAAGAAGAAUUCAUUAGUAACACUUUAUUCAAGAAAAUUCAGGCUUUGCAGAAGGAGAAAGAAACCCUUGCUGUAAAUUAUGAGAAAGAAGAAGAAUUCCUCACUAAUGAGCUCUCCAGAAAAUUGAUGCAGUUGCAGCAUGAGAAAGCCGAACUAGAACAGCAUCUUGAACAAGAGCAGGAAUUUCAGGUCAACAAACUGAUGAAGAAAAUUAAAAAACUGGAGAAUGACACCAUUUCUAAGCAACUUACAUUAGAACAGUUGAGACGGGAGAAGAUUGACCUUGAAAAUACAUUGGAACAAGAACAAGAAGCACUAGUUAAUCGCCUCUGGAAAAGGAUGGAUAAGCUUGAAGCUGAAAAGCGAAUCCUGCAGGAAAAAUUAGACCAGCCCGUCUCUGCUCCACCAUCGCCUAGAGAUAUCUCCAUGGAGAUUGAUUCUCCAGAAAAUAUGAUGCGUCACAUCAGGUUUUUAAAGAAUGAAGUGGAACGGCUGAAGAAGCAACUGAGAGCUGCUCAGUUACAGCAUUCAGAGAAAAUGGCACAGUAUCUGGAGGAGGAACGUCACAUGAGAGAAGAGAACUUGAGGCUGCAGAGGAAGCUGCAGAGGGAGAUGGAGAGAAGAGAAGCCCUCUGUCGACAGCUCUCCGAGAGUGAGUCCAGCUUAGAAAUGGACGACGAAAGGUAUUUUAAUGAGAUGUCUGCACAAGGAUUAAGACCUCGCACUGUGUCCAGCCCGAUCCCUUACACACCUUCUCCGAGUUCAAGCAGGCCUAUAUCACCUGGUCUAUCAUAUGCAAGUCACACGGUUGGUUUCACGCCACCAACUUCACUGACUAGAGCUGGAAUGUCUUAUUACAAUUCCCCGGGUCUUCACGUGCAGCACAUGGGAACAUCCCAUGGUAUCACAAGGCCUUCACCACGGAGAAGCAACAGUCCUGACAAAUUCAAACGGCCCACGCCGCCUCCAUCUCCCAACACACAGACCCCAGUCCAGCCACCUCCGCCUCCACCUCCGCCACCCAUGCAGCCCACGGUCCCCUCAGCAGCCACCUCACAGCCUACUCCUUCGCAACAUUCGGCGCACCCCUCCUCCCAGCCUUAAUGCAUGAGCUUAGUCUGAAUUUCAAGUUGGGACUCAUCCAAUGGAGCCGUCUACUCAACGCCAAAGGCUUCCUUCUCUGGCAUAUUUGGAUAUGACUUAUUUGCACUGAGGUUAUCUAGGCUUCACUAUCCAUUGUGUUGUAAAUGUUUGUCAGAAAUGCAGCCAGUGUUGUGGGUCUACAACACUAACCAGACGACUUUUUCCAUCAGUGUUUUACUUGAAUCUUCAUGUACGUCCAUUCCCUGGCUGGAACCUUCGCUGUUUGGUAUUUGGUAUUUCAGCAGCAGUGUGCAAUUUUUGCUUGGCCCAGAGCUUCAUUCUCCUGGCUUUUAGGUUUGUGAAAGAAAAAGGGAUAUCUUUUUUAUAUUUUUUUCCAUGAAUCUGCAGAAAAUUACUGAGCUGUUGUUACCCUCUUCUCAUUAUAAUAGUGUUUACCAAACAUACCAAUAAUUCAGCACUACAAUUCAGACCUUUGAAAAUCUGGCUUUCAGUGUAGAACAGAAAGUUAGAUGAAUCAGUGCCCAAGACAUAUUUUCUGUUUAACAGAACUUUCUACAGAUACAUUUUUUACAGGUUAUUUUCAUUGUGUUAUUGACAUCCAUGUCUCUCGUAAAACAGAUGGCCCAAAGUAAUGAAUCAUGUGGCUGUACCUUCUCCACAUAAAUGGGAUGGAUAAUUAUCGUAUAUUAAGAUGUGAUUCUCUUUUUUAUCUUUAAUGUUAAUCUACUUAACCUGGCCCCCUCUAACAUGAGUCAAUAAAUGUUGUCCUACUCACCCGUGGUUUCAAUGGCUAAUUAGAAUGUGUUAUUUGAUUUCUGCUGCAGAAGGCAGUGUGAUUGUAACAAAAACAAUGUGGCUUCCCCCUUUCAUACUUCAUUUGUGUUCUCUUAAAAUAGAGUUUGAACAAAUAUUUUAAAGGUGCAAAAUACUAUUAGAAAAUACUAUUUGAAAUGGACAUUAUGGGAUUAUCUUGGCAUAAUGGCCAGAAAAUAUUGUAUUGCUUGGCAGAAAAGAAAAAAAGGUCUGAAGGAAAGUAGCACAUUAGCAUUGAUGGCUGUUCAUUUCACCCAGUAUAAGCAAGUGCAGUGUACAAAGAAGUAUAUUCUGAAUACAUUAUUUCCAUUCAUUUAGCACAAAUAAAUCAUUUGGUUUCACUUUGCAGUGGAA
Molecule: messenger RNA, 3219 nt
Organism: Pan troglodytes (chimpanzee)
Lineage: Eukaryota; Metazoa; Chordata; Mammalia; Primates; Hominidae
Gene: CCDC6
Product: coiled-coil domain containing 6
Exons: 9
Coding region: 628-2052 (474 amino acids)
Source: RefSeq, a predicted model, not a curated record